CGAUCACAUCUGGCACCCCGAGAGGGAAAUUUUUUAUCGUGCAGCAGAAAAAACACCGUCCGAAAAAUGGACGGAGCUGCGUAGUUGGUGAAAAAAUAGCAAUUUUGUGUUGUGUAGCGGUGCCAAAGCAUGUGGAAUUAUGUCUCAAGGCGGAUAAAGGACACCUUGGAGAAGACGGCCAACAUCCUCGAUGUUGGCCGUGCACAUUUCAACCAAUUUGAGUGUCCUCUGAGCGCCCGGAGGAAGGCUGUGGUGAAGUUCCGGAAGAACAAGUGCUUCCUGGUGCCCAGCCGCAAGUCUGCCUCCGUCGGCGGUGACUUCAGGGACUCACAGUCCGGCCAGGAUGAGUACAAGGAGAAGAUAAACCACGAUAAUCUCAAUCAAUCGUGGAUUGGGGCGAUAACUUGGAGCAGUGCCAUCAUCUGCGGAUGGUACACCAGCCAGCUGCUCUGCCUGCGUCGUCGCCACUUGGCCUGGGAGCGGAAGAAUGGCUUCCAUCCGGCAAUCCAUGCGCUCAUCCCGCAUCGGAGUCUGCACACGAGUUCCUUCUCCAGAGUGGUCUUCGCCGCUCCUCCCGUGGAAAUGGGAUCCGGGAAGGUGACCAACUUCCCACUGGAUCCCACCGCCUUCAUCUAUAACGUGACCAACGAUGCGGCACGAGAGGAGCCCAAAAAUUCCACUGAGAAAAUGACCAUCAGGGAUGCCGCACAAAACCUGAAGAGCCUCAUUGGUGACACACACUUCCACUUCGCCGUGCAGAGUGUCAAAGAGAGCAACUUCGAGGAGGCUGUCUUUCACUUCCGCCUCGCCACAGUGCAUCGCCACCCUUCGGCAACCUUCAACUUGGGCUUGUGCUACGAGCGCGGCCUGGGCGUGAAGAAGGACCUGCGACAAGCGAUGGAGUGCUACCAGAUGGCCACAGAGUUGGGCCACGCCAAGGCGAUGUACAACUUGGGGGUGUUUUACGUUCACGGACUCGGCGGACUGAAGCGCAGUCGUCGCGUGGCGCGUCAGCUCUUCGAGACGGCGGCUCAGCUGGGCCAGCCGGAUGCUCAGGCGGCACUGAAGAUGCGCGAGAAGCUGCCCAAGACUUCACAGACAGGCUUCUAUCCCUUAGGCACGAACUGGCGACCCAUUGAGGCGACGUAGUGAUGCCAGUGAUACAGGAUUUAUUUGAGAGAGAAGAAUAACACAGGUGUUGAGUGGGAA
Molecule: messenger RNA, 1209 nt
Organism: Phlebotomus argentipes
Lineage: Eukaryota; Metazoa; Arthropoda; Insecta; Diptera; Psychodidae
Exons: 3
Coding region: 130-1149 (339 amino acids)
Molecular function (GO): protein binding
Source: RefSeq, a predicted model, not a curated record